UAUUAUGAGUCCUUUAUUAAAAGAGAUUGAAAGAUAUAUUAAACUAGUAAAUUUAAUAUUUGAAACUGAUGUAGAUUUGGAAAAUAUUGAUGAUGUUUUUGAAAAAAUAGAUAAAGGUGAAUUUUUAGAAACAAAUGAAAAAAAAAUUGAUUCUAUAACUAGUCAACAUAAAAAUUUAAAUCUUAACGAUUCUUUGGAUACUAAUAGAAUGUUAGAAAAA
Messenger RNA from Funneliformis geosporum, 220 nucleotides. The record is from the annotation of a GenBank genome assembly. NCBI's taxonomy places the organism in Eukaryota, Fungi, Glomeromycota, Glomeromycetes, Glomerales, Glomeraceae.